CUUACAAUACAGUGCGCGAUCAAUAUUUAGAGUUAAGAAAUACCCUCUGUGAGUCAGAGUCGUGUUGUGUGUGUGUUUAUUCGGUUACAUUUUCACGUCAAGAUGUCUCUUUUUGGGAUUAAACUAUUCGGCUCAAAGAAAACACCUCCUACCCCAGCGGAGGCAAUCCAAAGGUUGAGAGAUGUAGAAGAAAUGUUGAUGAAAAAGUCCGAUUUUCUCGAAAAGAAGGUUGAGGCAGAACUUCAAACAGCCAAGAAAAAUGGAACCAAAAACAAAAGGGUUGCCUUGAUGGCAUUGAAGAGGAAGAAGAGAUACGAGAAGCAACUAACUCAGAUUGAUGGUACUUUGUCAACAAUAGAGUUCCAGAGAGAGGCAUUAGAAAAUGCAAGCACAAACAGUGAAGUGCUUAAGGUGAUGGGCACUGCUGCUAAAGCCCUUAAAGGUGCACACGACAACAUGGAUAUUGAUCAAGUACACAAUCUAAUGGACGAUGUAGCUGAACAACAAGAAAUUGCUAAUGAAAUUUCAGAAGCAAUUUCAAAUCCAACUGGAUUGGGUGAAGAUUUUGAUGAGGAUGACCUUUUGUCUGAACUGAAUGAGCUGGAAGAAGAAGAGUUGAACAGACAACUCCUCGAUGUCAAUGUUGAUGUCCCUCAAGACCUGCCUUCCGUCCCAACAUCAGAACCCGAGGCCGCAGCUGCAUCUUCGUCACGGCCUAGACCUGUUGCAGCCAGGGCUGACGAUGAUGAUGAUAUGAGAGAACUUGAGAUGUGGGCUUCCUAAACUGUCACUGUUGCUGCAACUAGCAUGCAGCAACGUUGUCUUUUCAUCUGCGAGAGCUAUACUAAAUACACACUAUCACUGAUGUCAUCACACUACGAACCCUUCAGAGAAUAUUCAUCCAUUGAACAACUGUCGAAAACGUAUUCUGCUUCAGUCUGUGCCCAUUGUAGUCUAGGUAUAAUUAAUAAUCAGUGUGAAAUUGAUUUAGUGUCUGUCUAUGGUCAAUGUCAUUGUUCACUGCAGCAUUCAAAUACAUCAUAAAAUUUGAGUAAACAGGCAAUGAAUGACUUUAAUCCACAUGCUGGGACUGCCUGCUAGGUCGAAUCAGGUCCUCCGUUACACUCAGUAUUUCCUGGAUCUUGAUAGUGAUAUUUAUUGAUCCUGUGCAAGAGGUCAUUGGGUACAAGCAUAGAUACAACAAAGAUCACAGAUAUGGAGGACAUCUGAGCCUAGCGGGGUUCUAUGUUCUUUGCAUCAGAGUGCCACAUCUACAAUCGUAAUGGAGCCCAUUUCUGGUGCUCUGCCGUGAUAUUGCUGGAAUAUUGCUAAAAAGCGGCGUAAAACCCAGCUCACUCACUCACAAUCGUAAUGGCAUGGUGAAAAUUGCAGAUGCCUGAAGGCACGUUUUGAAAUCAUGUUUUUACCUUAGUAUCUUGUGGUAUUUUUUAUACGUGACAGGUGAUAAAUUUACUUUUCAACAUCUGAACUCAUGACAAAUGGUGAACGAUUAGUGUGAUUAACUUUAACCUGAGGAUGCCGACAGUCAAAAGGGUCUCAUCUCUAUGAAAUGGAAGGGUGAAAACGUACCAAAUUACAACUGCUAGAUAUGUAGCUGGUAAUAAAAUGACAUUCACAAAGUUCAGAGACAGAUCAAGAGUAUUGUUGUUGGUGCAAUUAAAUCCCAAAAGGCAUAUGAAAACAUCUUAAAGUAGACACACUGUAAAACACUGGAUAUGAAAUAUGUUAAUCCCUGCACGACGAUCAUCACCUUAGUGGUUAUCUGUUUCUAGUCACUGACAAUGUAGAUGAAAGAAAAUAAAUUUGGCCUUUAAUAACUGUGGUCUUAAGUGGUUUUUGUCAUAGAGGCAUCUGUAAAAACACAGGUGUAUGUCUAUGCGAGAAAAUAUAUGUGAUCUGUGAAUGACUCCUGCUCAUAUUUCCUCCUGAGACCAGUGAUGCCAGUGAUAAUGUGUGUUUGAGUGGCAUUUGACAUAACUACUAGUUGAUGUGUACCAUAUCCUCAGUUGUGUACCAAUGGAGUUAUACAGUAGUAAUCAAUCUAUAUGAAUAUGAGGUAUGCUUCGUUUCAUCAACUCUUUCUCUUUUAUGCGUUUGUAUUUUCAUAAGUUUCUACUAACUUCUGGAAAGUUUAAUAUCAAGAACAAAUGACAGGCUCCCACUAUUAUUAAGUAAAAGCUAAUUCCCAUGCCGUUAUAUGCCUGUUACUGUAUGAUAUUAAUCUUGAUGUCAUAUUUACAUGAGUGUAGAUCUUAUGUUAUGAUUCUAAUAUACAUGAAACGAAAUAUGAGUCUAUAUUUGUGUCCUGAUUGCACUCCCUGAUAUGUGUAUACACUGACAUCAUCUUGAUACUUGUGUCAAAUGCUUCCAUGUGUGGCUUUGUAUUGAUUCCUUCAUCUAACAAGGACAGUGUCAUGUUAUUACUUGAUACUUGACAAGUCUAAUCAGUCAGCCAUUGCUUGGCAGUACUAUGAUAUGGAAUAUAGAGGUAAAAUCAAACUUAAAGGAAUCAGGAUUAUUUCACCAAUUUGUUCAUGGCUGUUAACCAUAAUUUAACAUGAUAUUUGUCAGAAAAGUGUAAUUUAUAAUAUUAUUGAAGGCUGUUUGUUUUAAGGAAAACAUAAUGGAAGCUGGAGGAUUGUUUGAGUAAUUAUUAACUGCCAGGGAACUUCAACCCAUGAAGCUGGUGAUCAGUUGCAGCCCCAUCUCUUCCUCUGUGUUAUGCUUGUUGGGUGAUUCAACAACUCAAAUCCUACAAUUUUGCUGAACCAGUAUGGCCUUCAAGUGAGCAGAACAUUUGAAUAGACUGGGCCUGGAAUUAAGGGCAUGUUACUGCUUAGAUAUUUCUUUCCAUCAAACAUCAAUACAGGUGUGAAAUACUAUCAACCCUUGUACUAACAACAUAUUUUACAUUUUGUUUUAUAAUUAUUGAUAAGGACAUCAAAGUCUUAUUACUUGAUAUUGCAGUUUUAAUACGGUUGCUAUGCAUACUUUAUGGUUAUUGUUACAUUUGUGAAUUUUAGCCUCUUCCCACCCUGUUUUGAACUAUUCAAGAAUGAUCACUUGAAGUUUCACAUUCUGAUCUCCUCUCCCAGGCACACUGGAGUAUUGAUUUUUGUCCACAUACUGCAAGAAACAAACAGCUAUGUUAUUAUUCUAAGUCCUAAUAUCAACUGGCCAAUAUGUUUUUUUCUUAAGUGGACAUCUUUUUUCAAAACAUCAGUAUAUAUAUAUGAACAUAUUAGUGGUUUCUUUGAAGUGAGACAAUAUAUCAUACUCUAUGUUAGAAAAUUUGUGUCAAAAUUGUGCUGUUGAAUGUAUUACAAUGUAAACUGACAGUACAAAUGUGUAGAUGACGUGUUGCUUAGUGUCACGUGAUCUAUUUGUGGCGCUGAAACACUUGCAUGCUGCUAUGCUGUCUAAACUGAAAUGUAAAUAUUGUGCCAUAGUGGUAAGCUGGAUGCUGUUUGGAGAGGUAUUGUGCCUGUAGAAAUAUGUACAAAUAUGUGUAAAAUUUGUGUACAGGGUUAUUCUUGUCCUAUAUAUAUCAUAUCGCUGUUAGAACUCAGCUCUGUCAACACUUAUCAUAUUUUGAUAAAUAAUUCAAUAAAAUUGUUAUCACCAAAUAUGCUUUUUAUGUGGAUUUUGUCCAUAUUGGAUAUACAAGAGUUCCUGUUGAUUUUACAGUUGAUUAUUCUUUGUUUCAAGGUAAUGGGAGAUACUAUCAAUGUGUACUGUAAUAACUACACGUGCAUGAUGAUAAGUUGUUUUGAAGGAAGUAGUAUACCAUCCACCAUGGCUCCUGAGAUGGGCGUCUGUUCAGCAGAUUGGUAAAUCAAAAAAGAUAACUUUAAAAAGUUUGUGUAAGGCUGAUUUCAGACAAAUUUCAAAUAUGGUACAACUACAUUUCAUUUUAAACAUUGUCUGGAUGCUUAAGUAUUGUCCAUUUGCUAUUUAGAAAUCUGGUACAUAUGUAUCAUAUUGUUUAUUGAUGCAUCCAGUGCAGUCAUGACAUAGUAAGCACAGACUUGUUAAUGAGGUAUUCAUUUUAAAAUACCUCAUGCUCUAGGCUAAAAUCUAGAUUCUUGUUUCUGCAUAAUUUUGUGUAUAUGUUGAUAUUAACCUACACUGUUACUAUAGGAAGCGAGACAAUAUAUUAAAAAUGUCUUAUUUCUGAUGAAAGUAUUUCUGAUUUAUGUUCAGCUGAUAUGUAUGUCAGAUCUAGACAGGACUUGUAGCAAAGCUAGAUGUGUACCAGAUAACGUUAAUUAUGUACCUGGUUAUAGUGUUUGACAUAAAAAAACUGAAUGAUUUUGAGGUUUCUUUUCUAGUUUCAUCCUCAUUUCUCAGCUGGAGAUCACCAUUACUUAUCACAUACAGGGACAAUGGCUUCAUGUCAACACAUAGGACAUAGGCAAUCUAAAGAGAAAGAUGAAUUUUCAUCCUCCCAGAAGAUACAUUUAACAAGAAACAUGGCUUCAGGGAGUGAGCACCCAAUAUUGACCCUAACAUUAUUAGAUCCGUUGACAACAGUUUAUCUUUUCCUUAAUGUAUCAUCUUUCAAUUGUGUGUCUGUUUAUGAUUUCAUUGUACUUUACCCUUCUUAGAAUCUUUUUGCUUGAGUUUUUUUUCAGUGGAAACCGUUCAAACAUUGUUUGUAAAUUUGAAAUCUGAGUCAAUAAAUUAUUGAAAUAA
Messenger RNA from Haliotis rufescens (red abalone), 4716 nucleotides. RefSeq names its product charged multivesicular body protein 4b-like. Gene Ontology annotation, biological process: vesicle budding from membrane; late endosome to vacuole transport via multivesicular body sorting pathway. NCBI's taxonomy places the organism in Eukaryota, Metazoa, Mollusca, Gastropoda, Lepetellida, Haliotidae. Gene Ontology annotation, cellular component: multivesicular body; ESCRT III complex; cytoplasmic side of plasma membrane. The transcript has 5 exons. The record is from RefSeq and is a predicted model, not a curated record. The coding region runs from base 103 to 783 and encodes 226 amino acids.